Pochonia chlamydosporia 170 is the source of this 330-nucleotide messenger RNA. RefSeq lists its product as hypothetical. NCBI's taxonomy places the organism in Eukaryota, Fungi, Ascomycota, Sordariomycetes, Hypocreales, Clavicipitaceae. The transcript has a single exon. The record is from RefSeq and is a predicted model, not a curated record. Bases 1 to 330 code for a protein of 109 amino acids.
AUGAAGCAAGACCGCAAACUCCACCCUUGUGCGGCAAAUGGCUCAUGUUCCUGGUUUCCUUGGUGGCAACAUAAGCAAAAAGAGAUCAGGGAAUUCUGUGGGGUGUUUGAAACCAUGUUCAAGUUUGCUGUGCGCAGUUCGUCACCAAUACGCUCCAUUGGUUUCCAAGGCUGUCUCUUUUUCGAUCAUCCCCUUGUGAAGAGACGUGCUGCCAAGCGUGAUGUGGUGCCUGGACCUGAACUUUGCUCCAGUUACCGAGGACAUAAACUGCAUGCAUACUCCGAAGAUAGGGGUCUAUCACACACCAACUCGGUUUCCGCAGCUGCUUAA